Messenger RNA from Didymella exigua CBS 183.55, 1952 nucleotides. RefSeq lists its product as uncharacterized. Gene Ontology annotation, cellular component: medial cortex; actin cortical patch; Rvs161p-Rvs167p complex. The record is from RefSeq and is a predicted model, not a curated record. Gene Ontology annotation, molecular function: protein binding; lipid binding. NCBI's taxonomy places the organism in Eukaryota, Fungi, Ascomycota, Dothideomycetes, Pleosporales, Didymellaceae. Gene Ontology annotation, biological process: endocytosis; actin cortical patch localization; plasma membrane tubulation. The coding region runs from base 268 to 1776 and encodes 502 amino acids. The transcript is spliced from 2 exons.
UUCCAUUGUUCACCGGUGGGCUCUGACAAUGCCUGCGACUGCUGUCGAUCGUCCGCACCGGCCAUGGCUCCUCUUCCCGUUAGGCUCGCAGCCCGGCCUUGUAACCCGGCCUCGCGUCAAUUCACCCACCCUGCCGCGAUCCGCUAGCCGGCACAGCCACACUGGCGCAGUCGUCAACAUCCCCGCCCCUUGGCAACCGUACACAUUCUAUUUACGAAGCCCUUCGGUCCCGCUGCUAGCAUCGCUCGCAAAUCGUCCGCCGGCACGAUGCAGCGCAUGCAACGGCUCACUGGGCGGUUCCUGCCGCGGACGCCCAAUGAAGCUGACAUCGAGGCCAUGCUGCGCGACUUCAGCGACGCCGAAGUCAUGUUGACAAAGCUCGAAGAGUCUUUCAAGCAGUGGCGCGACGCCUGGACCAACAUCCUCAACCACCAGCUGGCGACCGUCGAGCACCUCUACACCAUCUUCAAGCCCCUGGGCGCCGAGAAGGCCGGCCUGAGCACCCAUGUCGCCGUCGAUACCCCCCAGGCCACCUUGGAGCGCGUUGCCGCGCUGCAGGAGGCUUUCGCAGAGCUCAAGACGGACAUGAUGGAGGAAGUCAAGGACAUUGACAGGAAGCUCAUCGUUCCGGCCAAGCUGGCCAAGGACGCCCUCAAGCCCAUGCACAAGACGAUGAAGAAGCGCGAGGACGCAAAGGUCGACUACGAGCGCUACAAGAGCCGCUGCGACGCCCUGCAGAAGAAGAAUACUCGCUCCGACCGCGAGAACGUUGCACUGGUCAAGCACGAGGCCGACCUCGAGCGCUCGCAGCAGGCCUACUGGAGCGCCGACGAGUCCCUGCGCAACUCGCUGCCGCGCCUCAACGAAGCGACCUUCUCCAUCCUGCCCCACCUUCUGGCGAACCAGAUUGUGCUGCAGAACAACUUGAUUGGCAACCUGUACACGGUGCUUCACCAGUACUCACAUGAGCAGGGUUACCCAGACCCGCCGCCUGAGCCCGAGGAGGUCAUACCGGAGUGGGAGGGUACCUUUACGCCCCUGCGCAAGGAGCUAGAGACCGAUUUCUCCCUCAUCCGAACGGGCAAAGCGGUCCACCAGCCCAUGCGACUGCCCGACAAGGGUGACACCCUGACCGGCUUGGGCAUCAGGAACAAGGUGCUGCCUGGACGACGAGCAAGCAGCAAUGAUAGCGUGCCAACUGUCUCGGGUGGCGGCCGGGCGUCAAGACCCUCGACAACCUUGACCUCGCCGGACGAAGACGGGCCGCCUCCACCGUCCUACAACCUGGCGACUAAGCCUUCGAUCCAGUCUCUCAAUGCCUCGAAACCCAAGAUCUCCAGCAGUUCGCCGAUGCUCGCACCCUCCAACGGCGAUCACUACGCGCGACGUGUUUCGUCAAGUUCGCACCUAUCGACGCACUCCAACGGCACCACUGCAGGCGCCGAGAACGGCACAGGCGGGCGCGACUACUUCGGCAAGAUCCCAUCACGUGGCUCGACUGCCUCCACCCCAGCAUACACACCCGGUAGCCUGUCGCCGAACCCAGCAGCGGGCAAGAAGAAGCCACCGCCGCCACCGCCACCGAAGAAGAUUGCCUCGUUCCAGGCACAGUACGUCACAGCCAUGUACGACUUUGACAGCCACACAGCAGGCGACCUGUCCUUCAGGGAGGGCGACCGCAUCCGCGUGAUCAAAAAGACAGACAGCUCGCAGGACUGGUGGGAGGGCGAGGUCAACGGCCAGAAAGGAAGUUUCCCAGCCAACUACUGCAAGUAGGGCGGAGCACGGCUAUAUGAUAUCCAAAACUGCAUUAGAGGUGUUUGGGGUUGAUCUACGAUUGAACAAACUUGAGUCUUGCCAGUUGUGACGUGUCUGUCGAAGUGUGUUGUGAAAUGUUGUUGUGAAAUGUUGUAAAAUGUUAUUGUGAAAUGUUGUAAAAUGUUAUUGUGAAA